Silurus meridionalis is the source of this 2043-nucleotide messenger RNA. Its product is annotated as cathepsin Z. The transcript has 6 exons. The record is from RefSeq and is a predicted model, not a curated record. NCBI's taxonomy places the organism in Eukaryota, Metazoa, Chordata, Actinopteri, Siluriformes, Siluridae. Gene Ontology annotation, cellular component: lysosome. Gene Ontology annotation, molecular function: cysteine-type endopeptidase activity. Bases 107 to 1021 code for a protein of 304 amino acids.
CUUGAGCGCGCGAUGCAUUGUGGUUGUUCAUGCCCUGUGUUUUUGCAUUGAGGGUGUGUGUAUUUUUUACUAAACCGCGGUACCUGGACGGAUUUAAAAUCCCAUCAUGGCUCCUGAAGCCGGUAUUUUACUUUGGCAGUUAUUUAUUUUGUUGGUUUUAGAACAGACGCCGAAAGGAACUGCUGUCGAGGAAAUAUACAAAUCUUGCUACAAACCAGUCAAGUUCAACAGACCUACUUAUAUAAGAACCUAUCCCAGGCCUCAUGAGUACUUGAACAUCUCUGAACUUCCUGCUUCCUGGGACUGGCGUAACAUCGAUGGGAUCAACUAUGCGAGUGUGACGCGUAAUCAACACAUCCCUCAGUACUGUGGAUCUUGCUGGGCCAUGGGAUCCACCAGCGCCCUCGCAGAUCGUAUAAACAUCAAAAGAAAAGGGGCAUGGCCAUCCGCUUACCUGUCCGUCCAGAACGUUAUUGACUGUGGAAGGGCCGGGUCUUGUUUUGGAGGUGAUCACAUGGGUGUGUAUGCUUACGCACAUGACAAGGGCAUUCCAGACGAAACCUGCAACAACUACCAGGCGCGAAAUCAAAAAUGUGAUCAAUUUAAUCAAUGUGGCACGUGCUCAUUCUUCGGGUCCUGUUCGGUUGUAAAGAACUACACUACGUGGAAAGUAGGAGACUACGGUGAGAUUUCAGGACGAGAUCAGAUGAAAGCUGAGAUCUACAAAAAUGGCCCAAUCAGCUGUGGAAUCAUGGCAACUAAACGUCUUGAGGCAUAUAAGGGAGGCGUGUUUUCAGAGUUUCAUAUCUUCCCACUCAUGAACCACAUCAUAUCUGUGGCAGGCUGGGGAGUCACCCAUGAUGGAACAGAGUAUUGGAUAGUCAGGAACUCCUGGGGCGAGUUUUGGGGUGAAUCGGGCUGGGCCAGGAUAGUCACCAGCGCGUAUAAAGCGGGAAAAGGGAACAGAUACAAUCUUGCCAUUGAGAAAUCCUGCGCAUAUGGAGACCCCAUAGUGGCCUAGAGGAAGAGCAACCGUUUGGAGCAGCUUUAUUCACAUGUCCAGAGUGGAAUCCAACAGAGGGCAACAUGUAAUAUAGGCAUUAUUAAACCAUUACAAAUGGCAGUGUUGUUAGUAAUAGAGUUAAUUUUUUUUCCCAGGUGAAAUGCGUUCAUGGUUUAUUAUUGCCUGCUGUUUGAUUUUAAUUAAAAUGUUUUUAUAAAAAAAGGUUUAAUUUCAACCUGCAAUUUGCAAAUAAUUUUUUAUUAACAAUGUCUUGGUUAAUGUAUUAAAAAGAAAAAAAGAAUAAGACCUAAUACAUGUAUGGACAAAUCAGUUCUCGCAUACGUAUGUAAACCGUUGAAUGUUUUUGCAUUCUGUACAACUAGAGUCUGGAAGUAAAUUUGACCAGAAUUAUAAUGUACUUUUAUAUUUGUAUACUUUUUUUAUGCUUUUUUUUUUUUUAAUUUUGCAGGUUGCAUUUUUUUCCCUGCAAAUCAAUAUUCCUAGGAUAUUUAGAAUUUUCUUUUAUGACAUUAAAUCUAUUUUAUUCCCAGUUUGUACCACUGCAGAAUGUAAAAAGGUUUUGGCGGUCAAUAUUAAAAAUCUUUUUUUCUUUCUUUCUUUCUUUCUUUCUUUCUUUCUUUCUUUCUUUCUUUCUUUCUUUCUUUCUUUCUUGUGUUAUAUUAAUGCAGUGCUUUUCGGAUUAAUUACAAUAUUGUUUGUGAUCAUUUUCAUGCUCAUAUUUUCUUUUUCCAAUGGUGUAUUUAUCGUUUUCUAAUUAUUCUUCAUUUAUUAUUCAUUCAUAUAAAUCAUUUAAAAAAUUUAAUUUAAUAUAUUUACACAAAUAUAAUGUAUUAUCCUGGUGAUUUAACAGUUUGCAUUAAAAAAAGAAUCCAAGUCUAUAAGCAAGACACUACAACAGAACAUUAACACACUUACAUUGUUUCAUUCAACAUUUUAUACCAAGGUUUUAACCAAAUAUCAGUAAAAUUUUUAGAAAAUAAAAAACAGAAAAUAAAAAACAGUGAAAUACCAGCUCUCUA